This is a messenger RNA of Ilex paraguariensis (yerba mate), 4257 nucleotides long. The record is from the annotation of a GenBank genome assembly. NCBI's taxonomy places the organism in Eukaryota, Viridiplantae, Streptophyta, Magnoliopsida, Aquifoliales, Aquifoliaceae.
AUGCUUGUCAUUAACUUCCGCUCUGAUAAGGUCAACUCUUUACAGCUGAUGUCUUUUAGAAAAAAUACUGUUCUUGAUGUUGCCUUUACAUGGAAAGCUAGAUGCACAAUGGACUUCUCUCAAAAACUAAAACGAACGCUCAAGGUGGUUGUUGCAAUUAUAUGGACUAUUGUUCUCCCAGUAUUCUAUUCUGGCUUUCGAAGAAAAUAUACUUGCUAUUCCACACAAUAUGGGAGCUGGCUUGGAGAAUGGUGUUAUUCUUCCUAUAUGGUCGCAGUUGCAUUUUACUUGAUGACUAAUGCUGUCGACAUGGUACUGUUUCUUGUACCUGUUAUUGGCAGAUACAUUGAGACGUCAAAUUGGCGAAUAUGCUCUAUUCUGUCUUGGUGGACACAGAUAAAACCACUCAUAGCACCAACAAGAAAAAUCAUGAAAAUUGGGGUUAAGAAUUAUGACUGGCAUGAGCUUUUCCCCAAAGUCAGGAGUAAUGCUGGUGCAAUCGCGGCUAUUUGGGCUCCCAUAAUACUUGUGAGUAUCUCAAGAAGCACCAGAAUCAGUCCUUGUCUAUAUAUUUCAUGGACACACAAAUAUGGUACUCUGUUUACUGUUCAGUCUUUGGUGGAGUUUAUGGAAUUCUACACCAUCUUGAUUCGGACAUUAGGCAUGGUGAGAAGUACAUUCCAGUCAUUGCCCUCUGCAUUCAGUGCUUGCCUUAUCCCACCCUCAUCCAAAACUGAAAAGGACCAAAACAGAAAAUGGUAUCUCCACCAGAGGUUUCAGAAGGCGUCAGAAAAUGAGAAGAACAGUGUCGUGAAAUUUGUUCUCGUGUGGAACCAAAUUAUUUGUAGCUUCCGGGAAGAGGACUUGAUAAGCAACAGGUUGAAUACCUUUUUUCUAUUUUUUUCUUUGAACAUGCCAUACCUUAGUAGAAACCUAAUGGAAUUCUAUUUUAUUAAGAGCAGGGAGAUGGAUCUCAUGAAAAUACCUUCGUCACCAGAAUUAUUUUCUGGCCAGGUUCAUUGGCCUGUUUUCCUUCUGACAAAUAAGCUUGCGACGGCGUUGAACAUUGCAAGAGAUUUUGUGGGAAAGGAUGCCAGCCUUUGCAGAAUGAUUACACAAGAUACCCACAUGUACUUGGCUGUGACUGAGUGCUAUGAAUCAUUGAAAUAUAUCCUUGACAUACUUGUUGUGGGUGAUCUGGAGAGAAGGAUUAUUUCUGGCAUAUUCGGUGAGAUUGAGGAGAUCAUUGCAAGAUCAAGCCUUGUUGAGGAGUUAAAGAUGAGCGAACUACCUGCUCUGCAUGCUAGAUGUGUUGAAUUAGUUGACCUACUGGUUGAGGGAAAUGAAAGCAACCGUGAUAAAGUUGUGAAAGCACUCCAGGAUAUUUUUGAGCUUGUAACGAAUGAUAUGGUGCUAAAUGGUUCCAGAACAUUGGAUUCUCUUUACUCUCACCAACAAAUAGAGGAGGAUGCAACUGAGUUUUUCGGCGAGAUUGAACCCCAAUUAUUUGCAUCAAAGCAUUCUAUCCAUUUUCCGUUGCCAGAUAGUGGCCCCCUGGUUGACAAGGUGCUUCUGAUCAAGCGUUUUCUUUUGCUGCUUACUGUCAAAGAUACAGCAUUGGACAUACCUUCAAACUUGGAGGCUCAGAGGCGUAUUUCAUUUUUUACCACUUCUCUCUUUAUGGAUAUGCCCAGUGCUCCAAAAGUGCGCAACAUGUUGUCAUUCAGACUUUCUUUUGAUUACAGUGUUUUGACUCCACAUUUUAUGGAAGAAGUUAAAUUUUCAACAAAGGAGCUUCAUUCCAGCCAAGAAGGCGUUCCCAUUAGCUUCUAUAUGCAGAAGAUAUAUCCAGAUGAAUGGCAAAACUUUUUGGAAAGAAUGGAGGAUGAAAAACUAGAUGGAUCAAAUGAUGAAUUCAAGGAGGAAGAUCUUAGGAAUUGGGCUUCUUUCCGGGGGCAAACUUUAAGCAGAACAGUCCGAGGAAUGAUGUACUACAGGAAAGCCUUGAAAUUACAAGCGUUUCUUGAUAUGGCUGAAGAUGAUGAUAUUCUUCAAGGGUAUGAUGUCAUUGAAAGGAGGAAUGAUACAUUAUCAGCUCAACUCGACGCGUUGGCAGACAUGAAAUUUACUCAUGUCAUUUCUUGUCAGAUAUUUGGAUCACAAAAAUCAUCUGGAGACCCCCAGGCCCAAGACAUACUAGAUUUGAUGAUAAGGUACCCCUCUUUGCGUGUUGCUUAUGUUGAGGAGAAAGAAGAGAUUGUUGCAGAUAAGCCUGGGAAGGUUUAUUCAUCCAUUUUAGUUAAAGCCGUCAAUGGUUUUGACCAGGAGGUAUACCGCAUAAAGCUCCCAGGUCCACCAAAUAUUGGAGAAGGGAAACCUGAAAAUCAAAAUCAUGCCAUUAUAUUCACACGUGGUGAAGCUCUCCAAGCAAUUGAUAUGAACCAAGAUAAUUAUAUGGAGGAAGCUUUGAAAAUGAGAAAUAUCUUGCAAGAAUUUCUGAGGCAUCAAGGACGGCGACCUCCUACAAUUCUUGGUUUAAGAGAACAUGUAUUCACAGGAAGUGUUUCUUCUUUAGCAUGGUUCAUGUCGUAUCAAGAGACCAGUUUUGUCACCAUUGGUCAAAGACUUCUUGCAAAUCCACUCAGGGUCAGAUUUCAUUAUGGACAUCCAGAUUUAUUCGAUAGGGUAUUUCACUUAACAAGAGGUGGCAUAAGCAAAGCAUCAAAGACAAUUAACUUAAGUGAGGAUGUUUUUGCAGGAUUUAAUACUACACUACGACGGGGAUAUGUUACUUACCAUGAGUAUAUGCAAGUUGGCAAAGGUCGUGAUGUAGGCCUUAAUUCAAUUUCCAAGUUUGAAGCCAAAGUAGCAAAUGGAAACAGUGAGCAAACUCUAAGCCGUGACAUUUAUCGACUUGGUCGUCGGUUUGAUUUCUUCCGGAUGUUUUCUUGUUACUUCACAACCAUUGGAUUCUACUUUAAUAGCCUGAUAUCGGUGAUUGGAGUUUAUGUGUUCCUUUACGGGCAGCUUUACCUGGUUCUUAGUGGCUUAGAAAAAGCACUCGUUCUCGAGGCUAGAAUACAAAACAUACAGUCCUUGGAGACAGCUCUGGCCUCCCAGUCAUUUAUCCAGCUUGGACUCUUGACAGGCUUACCAAUGGUGAUGGAGAUUGGACUUGAAAGAGGAUUUCUUACUGCUCUUAAAGAUUUUGUUCUCAUGCAAUUUCAACUGGCUGCUGUUUUCUUCACGUUUUCCCUUGGAACAAAAUCUCACUAUUAUGGCCGAACAAUUCUUCAUGGGGGUGCCCAAUACAGGCCCACGGGACGUAAGGUUGUGGUGUUUCACGCCAGCUUCACCGAAAAUUACAGACUAUAUUCACGUAGUCAUUUUGUGAAAGGAUUUGAAAUACUACUCCUGUUGAUUGUUUAUGAUUUGUUUAGGCGUUCCUACCAAAGCAGCAUGGCGUAUGUCUUGAUAACAUAUGCUAUCUGGUUCAUGUCAUUGACUUGGUUGUUUGCACCAUUUCUCUUUAAUCCUUCUGGAUUCAACUGGGGCAAGAUAGUGGAUGACUGGAAAAAUUGGAACAAGUGGAUCAAGCAGCAGGGUGGUAUAGGAAUUCAACAAGAUAAGAGCUGGCGGUCUUGGUGGAACGAUGAGCAAGCCCAUCUUCGUCACUCAGGGCUGAGUUCUCGAUUAAUAGAGAUAAUUCUUUCUUUGCGAUUUUUCAUUUACCAGUAUGGUCUGGUGUAUCACCUUGAUAUAUCUGGGCAAAACAAGAAUUUUAUAGUUUACGUGCUCUCAUGGGUUGUCAUUGUGAUGAUCUUCCUGUUGGUCAAGGCAGUGAAUCUGGGAAGGCGAUAUCUCAGUGCAAAUUAUCACCUAGCGUUCAGGCUGUUUAAAGCAUUUCUUUUCUUGGGUGUUGUAGCUACAAUAAUAAUUUUAUCCAUUAUUUGUGAUCUAUCUUUGAGGGAUUUGAUAGUGUGCUGUCUGGGAUUUUUUCCAACCGGCUGGGGCUUGAUAUUGGUUGCACAAGCUAUGAGGCCUAAGAUUGAGGCUACUGGGUUGUGGCAUUUCACCCGAGUCUUUGCGCAAGCUUACGACUAUGGAAUGGGUGUUGCUCUCUUUGCACCCAUUGCUUCUUUGGCAUGGCUCCCAAUCAUUUCAGCAUUCCAGACUCGUUUUCUUUUCAACGAGGCUUUCAGUAGGAGACUGCAAAUUCAACCAAUUCUUGCAGGAAAAAAGAAGAGAAAUUCAUAA